Messenger RNA from Syngnathus acus (greater pipefish), 4247 nucleotides. Its product is annotated as KN motif and ankyrin repeat domain-containing protein 4-like. Lineage: Eukaryota; Metazoa; Chordata; Actinopteri; Syngnathiformes; Syngnathidae. The coding region runs from base 1534 to 3717 and encodes 727 amino acids. The record is from RefSeq and is a predicted model, not a curated record. The transcript has 9 exons. Gene Ontology annotation, molecular function: protein binding. Gene Ontology annotation, biological process: negative regulation of actin filament polymerization. Gene Ontology annotation, cellular component: cytoplasm; cytoskeleton.
UGACCGAUUCCUGGAAUGUUUGGCGUCUCCCUGCCCGCUUAGCAUCAUGCAUUGAAUGUGUUUGUGAGCGCUUUUGUAAUUUGUCGGAAGGCCGGUCCUCUCGUCGAAAGAGGGGGGGUCUCGAUCCAUUGGUCACGAAGAAAUACCGUGUUUGUCUUGACCAACGCAGGAACAAAACAAGCCACCGUGACAUAACACAAGUCAAAUAUGUGACGCAAAAGGACUCUGCUUUAGAUUUGUGGAGAAACAUCAAGUGAUACCUCAGGUGAACCCUAAAUAUUCUAAAAUCAAAGCCAUCGAAUCUCCUCGAACAACGCUUUUCUGAGUCUAAUCGUAGGAAAAUGAAUAUCCGACAGCAGGCUUGGACUAGUUAAUAAUUAUUUUCCAUAAACACUCUUGGUGAAUCUAAAAACAACUAACCAACAUAGCACUUAAAUGUGAUGCAACACCAAAUAUUUCUUUCAAACUGAUUUUUGCAUGACAACCAAGUUUUCUCCAGCAUGUGUACAAUCUGUGAAAGCGAUAAAGUUUUUUCCUUUUUUUUCCCCUUCGAGCACUCCCUCCCUCCCUCCCUCCCUCCACUGUGAACCACAAUCCCUCAUGGAGUCACUUGUCUGCCUGUGUCAUGGAAAAGGAGUAUUUCUUUUUUUGCUGGCUGAUACUUAGUGAUUCCUUUUCCAUCUUUGGUCGGGCUCGAAGCCUCUUAAGAAGCUUAUAUUCCAAAUCGUUCGACUCAGGUGUAUUCGCUACCAAGAAAUGUUUACACAGUAAAUAAAAGGUGUUUGUUUUCCUAACCCACUUUCUGGGCAGCUGCAAAUAUUUUCAUUCAGAUUGGGAUGACGCUAAAGAAUUGAAGAGAAAUUAUAUGUAGAAUUGCAGAGGUAAAAAUGAUUCUCCUCCAUCGUGGAACCAAGCUGUAACAUAUCAAAGUGUGGAAAAAGUGAAGCACUGCAAACACGCAUACGGCAUUGGGGGCCAAAAGGCUAUUUUUACUCCGAUUACAAUGGGGUGGGUGCGCUUAUGAAGAGCAGAUGAGAUUCUUUGUUGCUGGCAUGAUGGUGAUGAAAGGUUGAAAGAGGAUCCGUGAAGAAUGAACGGUAUGGCACCGCGCCCCGCGCUCUCCCUUCUGUUGACUCGCCGUAUAUCCCGAAGCAACGGUAUGGCACUGACGCUCGUGUUACCGGCUCCCCCCCCACACCGUCCUGGAGAAAAUGCCCCAUCUGGUCACAUAAGGCCGGCCAUGGCUCCGGACGAACAGCUGGCUUUGUGGGCAAAGCGCUUCUCCACUGUGAGAAUGUUCCGAGUGGGAAGGCACGUUCAGCACGCCCCUCCCUGCCUGCUCUCCAUUCUCUUUUUACACAGAAGCAAAGGCAGCUUCUGUUAUGGCGGGCGGAGGCCGCAUGCACAUUGACAGCCCGGAACACACACGCACGACACACUCUCAGGGUGCCUCAGCACUGAGGGCAAACUGGGCUCUGCCGCUUCUAUCGGCAAGGAGGAGAAAGGACAUCUUGAGACACCUCUGACAAAACCAUGGAAAGACAUCACGGGAAUACGCAAGCAAGCAAAGCUUCCGAAAGUGGCAAACUUCCAUACUCGGUGGAAACGCCGUACGGUUUCCGUCUGGACUUGGACUUCCUUAAGUAUGUCGAUGACAUUGAGAAAGGGAGAACCAUUAAAAGAAUUUCUAUCCAGCGCCACAGUAAAGGCUCUCGGGCAAGCACUCUUCCUCGCCACUCUAAUCCUUCCGGCUACGGUUACCGACCGAGCCUCUGGGGAUCCACCGGAGCGCUGGCUCCCAGGUCUCGGCUGUCCGACGACCACCGUCGCGGCUCCGCUGCCCGGUCGCACGACUACAGGUCGCCUCUUUGGCCACGAGGCCGAGCGGGCCGAUCGGAUCUCGAGGCCGAGAUCCGUGAGUUUGACGAGCAACCCUUGGGCGAGCACAUCCGACCGCAUCUCCUCCGGGCCUCCAGCCUGCCCCUGACGGUGCUUUUGAGACAAGGAUUGGAGGCGACAGAGGGGGCCCAAAGGGGCCAUCUUGGAGACAGAAACAAAUCUUGUGAAGACAUCUUUGACUCUCAGGAGAGCCUUCCCACCCAGGAUGGCUUCAUUCUGUCAAGGCGCCUACGAGAUGCCUUGGAACAUGUCGAGAAGCUGGAGAGGGAGGUACGAGUCAUUCCAGACCUCAGAGCGCAGAUCUGUCAGCUGCAGGAGGAGAAAGAAACGUUGCGCUCGCAGAUUCGCACGGGGUCUCUCGACGGGAGCCGUCAGAACGACAAAAGCCUCGCACCGUACGAACGACGGAGUCGUCACGAUGGAACGCGCGAGUGGAAGAUGAGCACUGAUCUGGAUGAGCUGCUGACGGUGACGUCGCUCCAAGCUAAGGUGGCCGUGCUGGAACAGAAACUGUACGAGAGCGAGCUGGAGCUUCGGAGGGUCGCGGGGCGGCGGCGGCAGACGGAGAGCAAAAGUCCAAACGGACAGAUCGCAAAUGCCGGGGUGCGGGUGCACGCCGAGAGGGUGCCGGUCGACCAGGAGGAGCAAAUCGCGGCCCGAUCCAUAAACGGACACCUCGGGGAUGAUGUGGAAUCCCCAAUGGAGGUUUCCGCCGCGACCCCAGACACCUCCGGGGUCCUUCGGCACAUUACGAAGAUAAAGCGACUCCUGGAUCAGCAUUGGGAGUGUUGCAGUGCAGCAGAGGAAGCCAAAAGCCCAGAGGUUCUCUCGCUGCAGCAGGAGAUGAGGGGACUCGUCCACAUCUUGAGCUCACACUCCACUCAGCCUGGACACGACAAUGGACAAACAUUGGCUGCAACCAAAGUGGAAGCAGAGCAGGAAAAGACAGGAACGGGGGAAGAGAGGCAAGCGAUAUGGUCCGCAACCGGAUCUGGAUGGCCAGAUGGAGAGGCGGCGGCAUCUGCCAAGAUGAAGCGUCAGCCCCCGGGAAAACAGAUGGAGGACGACACCGGAGGCAGUGAGAAGGUGAAUGUGGACUUUAUGUCAGCGUGUCGCUUCCUCAACCAGCACAUGGACAACAUUGAGAAUCCAACCAAUGAGACGAGGAGGGCCCUUGUGGUGCUUUUCCAGGACUGGUUCAGUACAGCAGCAGAGGAGAAUUCAGUGUCCAGUAAAGUGGCUUUGUAUUUGAGGGAGGUCCAAAAGGCCACACCGUCACUUUUGGCCUUCCUCAUCAACCUGGCAGAUGAUCACGGCAACACGGUCCUCCAUUACAGUGUUUCCCACUGCAAUUACAGCAUCGCCGCUCUGUUGCUGGACACAGGAGUAAGCGACGUUAACUUCCAGAACAAAGCGGGUUACACAGCAGCGAUGCUGGCCUCCCUCACAGCACCGGACAAGCCCGGCGAUAUGGAGGUGGUCCGCAGGCUGAUGGAGAUAGGCAACGUCAAUACCCGCUCCGGCCAGACAGGCCAGACGGCUUUGCACUUAGCUGUGCGUCACGGCCGAGCGGUGAUGGUUGACCUGCUGCUGAGCUGCGGCGCAGACGCAAACGUCCAGGACGCUCAGGGAACCACAGCGCUCAUGUUUGCGUCUGAGAGGGGCUACACGCACGUGGCACGACUGCUGCUGGAGAGGUCCCGCUGCGAUAUGACCUUGACCGAUCAGAGCGGGCGGACUGCUCUGGCCAUCGCCGCGCUCGGCUCCCACAGUGACACGGCGGCGCUUCUGCAAGCCAAGACUCCAGCUCUUUCGUGAUGUCUGUUUGAUUGACAGACCGAGGCACGACCUUUCAAAUUGACCUGCUUGCAUAAGAAAGUUGCCAGCCAGCAUUUGGUCAACUAUAGCAUCUUAAAGGUGGUGAGUUUUUUUUGUUUUUUUUCCUCUCAUUCUUGUUGUUGCUGAUCAAUAUAUUUUUUUUAAAUGCUGAGUCAUUUUUAAUUAAGCUCUUCUGAAAGUAAAUGUUGCAUCUGCGAAGGUAUUCACAGCAACGUGACGUAUUCAGCGCUUCGCAUCAAUGCGGCGGUAAAGCUGUCACAUUUUCAAGUGAGCUCAUUCGUCAGCCUUAUUGCUGCAUGGAUAAAUCUGACCAGCAGAUGACGCAUUAUUUCCAGCUCAGAUACCAAUGCAGUUUGCACUGAAGAAAAAAAAUAAAAAAAGAGAAUUUUUCUGGUCAGAUUUUAUGUACAGACAUUUUAUAUAUAUAUGUAUAUACAGACAUAUUCGAAAGUGAUACAGAAAAUCAACAAGUGGAACCUUUUGGUUUGAAUAAAGUUUGUCUUUGCAAA